Messenger RNA from Trichomonas vaginalis G3, 666 nucleotides. RefSeq lists its product as uncharacterized. Bases 1 to 666 code for a protein of 221 amino acids. Lineage: Eukaryota; Parabasalia; Trichomonadida; Trichomonadidae. The transcript has a single exon. The record is from RefSeq and is a predicted model, not a curated record.
AUGGAACUUUCAUCUGAAGACAAAAGAAGAAUUAUUGAAGAGAUUAACUCCAUGCGUAAAGAGCGAAUGAUGAUAAAACAACAAAUGGAACAGAUAUUAGAUCGAAUUGAUGAAUUAGACGAUUCUUCUUCUUUAGGCACUUUGUCUUCUAAUAUCAUUACCCCGAAAAUAGCAUCAAGGAACUAUGCUGUAUCAUGCCAUAUUGAAUCUAUGAACGAAGAACAAACAAAGAAAGAAUUAGUUCAACGAAUCUCAAUUUCAUCCUCUCGUAAACAAGAUUUGAUACGAGACAUUAACACCGAACUUGAGAAUUUCCAUAAUAACGACAUUUCUUGUUUCCACCAAAUUCAAACUUCAUCAAUUAAAACACGAAGUGAAAUUGAAAAGACAAUUAAACAAUUAUCACAAGCAUUACUUGAACUUAAACCAGACGAAACAACAAACAACGAAAUAUCCGACCUUUUUAAAGAAUCCCAAGAACGCUCAACAUACAUUGUUAACAAACAAGCCGAACUUGUCAAUUUGAUCAAAACAAAGCUUGAUCUUCUUAGCAAACGAUACGAAUUGAACGAAUAUUCUUUUGAACAAAAACUUUUUGACAAGAAAGACAUUUCACAAGAAAUUGCACGUCGUCGUACAUCAGACUUACCAAUAUUACUAAUAUAA